Manis javanica (Malayan pangolin) is the source of this 3569-nucleotide messenger RNA. It is a transcript of the gene ZNF837, whose product is annotated as zinc finger protein 837. Lineage: Eukaryota; Metazoa; Chordata; Mammalia; Pholidota; Manidae. The record is from RefSeq and is a predicted model, not a curated record.
AUGGGAGGGCGGAAUGACGGGAGGCGUCUCCACGGCAAUGGCGAAUUGCGUGAACGCUCCAGCUUCAUCCGAAGCCGAAGUCUCCGCACUCAUCCUCGAAGGGCAGGUUUGGCGGUCGCCAUGGUGACCGGGAAGCCCAGCCACGCCCCCGUGAGACCGCCCGAAGGAAAGCGGGGGCAGGGCGCUGUGUCCGGAUUCCUCUGGGGAUCACUUACGGGGGAGAGGGGCCCUGGACGCCGCGUCGGCCCGCAGCACCACCGAGAGGGCCGUCCCGGGCGGCCGGAGCAGCCCAGUCAGGGCGCCGCCGAGGGACUAGCGGCCGGACUCCCUGCACCUGGGUUCAUAGUCACGAACUGUUGGGAUGGCCAGUGCCCGUGGACAGGUGGGACGCACGCCGCUUGCUCCUCAGGAAACUCGCGUUGUUCCCCGCGUCCGUUCUUGCGAAGCCGCGAUGUGCACAUCCUGAUCCCACAGCCUGUGACUGUGUCACUUCACAUGGCAAGAGAGACUAUGAGACCCUACAGCCAGGACGCCGUGUUGGGGGCUGGCCCCAGGAUGGAGGCUCGGGCUCAGAGCUCCAGGCAGGAGGCAUCCCCAAGCCAGAGCCCAGGAGGCCGACAGGGGACAGGAGAGCCCCCAGAUGGAGCCGAGGCCUGUGGCAGAGGCUCCAGCAAAGAGACGCCUGUCUCAGAAGGGAGAUCUGCACGGAGGGACCGCAGGUGGCCAGACGACUCCCCACGGCAGAGGCUCCUGGGGCCAGGGACGCGGCGUGAGCCCAGCCCAGGCACCCGUCAAAGCGCAGGGGCAGGACUCCUGGUGCAAGAGCCAAACGGCCCCACCUCCUCUCGGGACCCUGACCUGGUCCCUCCCCAGGGGCUGCAGGCUGAGGAGGGCUCCUGCAGCGGGGAACCGGGCGCGGCGCUGGCUCGCGGCUCGCCCCUCCGUGCGCCUCCUCGGCGGUCCCCCCGUAGCAUCCCUUCCUCCGGCUCCUUCGUGCCUCCACCCAUCCCUGGUCUUGGCCCUCGGCCUGGGCGGUGCCACCACUGCUUCCCCCACCGAGUCAUUUGUGCUCAGGCCGCCACCCCCCGCGGGGUCCCCCUCCGCCCAAGCAUGCAAUCCCACCCUCGCCUGCUUGCUGCGGCCCAAGCCCAGCUCCCCCUGGGACCAAAGCCCUCGUGGGGCAUCCUCUGCGCAGCGUGCCCCCCCUUCAUCCACUCUGUAUUUUUUCGCCCCGUGCCACGUAGGUGAGAGCCCAGGCUUUGGGGGCUGGAGGGAGACACAAAUAGUCACCUGGGCCUCGUCGGCUGAGAGCCCAUUGUUGGGGGUGUGGGAGACGGCCCGCCGGGAAGGUGACCUCUGACGUCUGACCUGACCAUCACACGUGAGUAGGCAUUCCGGGUGGGAAAUCGGAGGACCAGAGAGAAGGCCCAGGGGGUGGGUGCGAGGACGGUGCGCAGGAGGAGGGGGAAGGCCGGCGGGAAGGGCCUGCAGGGGCGUGGGUGCCGUCCCGGGACGCCGGACUCCCAGGCCAGGGACCCCACCGGCGCGACAGGGGGCCGGGCGGCCCCGAAGCACAGUGCCGGCUGGAGGGUCGGUCCUGCCGGGGUUCAUCUUCAGCGGGUGCAGCCCCUGGGGUCAGAUCUUCUGGUCCUGCAAGGCACAAAUGGAAAUUGUCAUUGAAUUCUGGUGACUCCUUUACACUUUUAUUUUGAGAUAAUUGUAAAUUCACCUGCUAUAAGAAGUAAUACAGGGGCGCCGCCGGCCUCGCAGGGAGGGGCACCCGGGGGUUGCAGGCCGCACACGCGCCGGAGCCAGGAGCCCCGGCCGCCGCCGAGUCCCACCAGACCGGCACCCGAGCAAGUGAAGAGGUUAAAGAUUUCUGCCACAUCAAGAAAUGGAAAAUACAGACGUCCGAAGGUAUCUAUUGAAAAUGAGAAACUUGUGAUUGGACCAUGCAGUCGAGACAGCGACCGUGGGGUUACACAGUAGGGUGAGGGCCUCCAGAAAAAAAAGGGAAGCAGGUUAAUCACAGUCUGAACAAUGUAACAAUGUGCAAAGAAAUCCCUACCAGAACUCCGUGUUAAACAUUAAGUCAGGGUCACAUUAAUUCUCUAAACAAAAAUAUCAAACUAGGAAUAUAAGCAUUCUUCAGUGAGAUUAGUUAAACCUAAAAAGCCAGGGUAACUUGGCCUGGAAUGUUUGAACAUCCCCCAGAUAAGAAAAUACCUCAGCAUAGCCCAUGCCUUCAUUGUGUCAAUUAAAUGAGGCUAUUGUAAGAUUUACUUAAGCGGCUAAAAGGGCCAGCCUAUUUUUUAAAUUUUAUCCAGAUGCUGCUUUUCCUCUUCCAGCCCUAAUCAAAUAAUCUGCAAGCUGGGCAGUCGAUUUGGCAAGCAAGCCCAGUUAUAAGCAACAUAGUAAAAACAGGAAGGAUUCCAUCUUAAUGAUAAGAUUGCAUUUUAAAACCCAAGAAGUUAAUAAGGAAGUUUCUUAACAUACUCUGUAACAAACAGACAACUCAGUCCACCGUGGGCGCAGGGCAGGCAGUCUUGAUUGAUGCUCUCCCAGACCAAGCGGCUCUACUGGGAGUGAAUCAGAGCAGUAAAUUCCUGGUGUUAAGCUAAAUUGGCAGAACAACCCAGAGGACUGACAAGAAACUUAAUGUCUCUUCAAAGAUAAACAUUUUGGGACCAUUUAGCAGGUCUGCAUCCCUAGCCCUUUGUCACUCAACUGCUCAUAAAUCCCCUAAACAAUGCACCACCUUGGGCUUUCUUGUCCCAGAAGCUCUGUCCUCUCACUUUAUCUCUAAAUAAAAGCCUCUCCCUGGCUCUCCUUCCUUGAGUGUUUGCUAAAUUCAUUCUGUGACUCCGUGAACAAGAACCCCUGCAUCAUAGUCAGCCUUCAGAUUCAAAGGAUUAUGAUUCCUUUGUUUUACCCCUGCUGGAGGACGAACAACCAUGCUUUAUAUUAUUCAGAUUAGAUACCAAAAAUGCCCGGGGAUAUGAAUGGAUAUUCAUUGGGUGGUCUCCAGAUCAUUCUCCAGAUCAUCAAAAAAUGUUGUACGCAGCAACAAAAGCCACUCUGAAAAAGGAGUUUGGAGGUGGUCACAUUAAAGAUGAAGUAUUUGCAACAGUAAAGGAAGAUGUAUCAUUACAUGGAUAUAAAAAAUAUUUGCUAUCACAACCUCUCCUGCCCCAUUGACUGCAGCUGAGGAAGAAUUAUGACAGAUUAAAAUUAAUGAGAGAACAGUGAUGACUAAAGUGGAUAAAAUGUAAAUGCUAAGAUGUUUAGGAUUUCUAGAAGCGCUAUGGAUGGGUGCAGAGUGACAUGGGUGUGGACACUAAGCAUCAGACGCUACAAGGAGUAGCAUUUCCAAUUUCUUUAGAAGCUUUUCAGACUUUGGAAAAAAAUGAGUAACAGCUCAACUAUGUGCAACCGGAAAUAAAUAUAAAAAAUGAAGUCAUAAUUUUGGCCAACACAACAAAUACAGAACUGAAAGAUUUGCCAAAGAGGGUCCCCAAGGACUCAGCAUGUUACCAUUUCUUUCUGUACAAACACUGCCAUGAAGGAAA